Acaulospora morrowiae is the source of this 1650-nucleotide messenger RNA. The record is from the annotation of a GenBank genome assembly. NCBI's taxonomy places the organism in Eukaryota, Fungi, Glomeromycota, Glomeromycetes, Diversisporales, Acaulosporaceae.
AUGAUGUUUGAUUUAGAUGACGACUAUUUUGUUGCGACUCCCGUGAAUAAAUGGAGCUUCCUAGGCUUUUACGAAUUCCGCUAUUGCCAAGACGAUUUCAACAAAAUCUUUGCAAAAGAGUCAUUUCGACUCAAAAAAUCACUCGAGCGUUUAUCUCGAGAAGGCGAGAAGGAAAUUCGGGAAGGUGCGCUGAGAUUUCUCGCCAAAUUUUCGUUGAAUAAGAUGUUCAGCUUCCACGAUAUAAGAGAUAAUCACGGCUCCCUUUACAUAUUCUUGUGGUGUAUGGACUUCAACAGGGAGGGCAUUUAUGCUUGCCACUCUAUCCACGGGACUAAACACUACUAUAAACCAGACGUCAAAGAUUUCUGGGACGAAAUUGAAGUCCAAGAAGAAAGAGAUGUUCAAGUAUUAGUAGAACUGACUUGCAAAACUAAGGAGAAAUCGAUUGAUGAGCAAGAAAAUCCGAAGGAUUCAAGUGAUGAAGCAGAUAAAGAUCGAAACAAAAAGGGACCAUUUAGAAUGAAAGAGAAAAAUCGAAAGGAGAUUUUAAAAGCAUAUAAUGAAAUGAGCAAAGAAAAUAUGUGGAAGCUUUCGUCUGGGAGAAUAGUCGAAGAGGAAUUGCUUAAACUGGGAAACGAUUUGGAGUUCGAACAUUCCGUUCAUUCAUUUAUAAUUGACACUGAUGAUGAGGCAGUAUCUGACCACUUCAGUGAAGAAGAGAUUGAAGAAAUUAAUUGUACUACUAUCCCUCAAGUACCCAAGCUCUCAGAUGAAAUUACUGAAUUUCUGCACGAGUUUAAUGGGAAGGAGAGUCUAAUUGAUAUUAGAGAAACCCUGAAAGAGAUGAUGUUCGGUAAAAAUCAUCAUCACGAAGAUCAUCAUGAUAAGGAUUACGUAAUAUACGCUCUAUAUACAUUGGUUAGAGAGAUCGAAUAUGGAAAUAUUAAAGAUAUGAAGCUUGAAGCUUGGUUCAAUUGCCACAUAUGGAAUGCGAUUUUCGAUCAUGCUUUCGGAGAUUUAAAUGUUAUAUCUGUUGUCAGGAGUGAAAGUACGAGUUUGGCAACAACAUCAAGAAAAAAUGCGAAAAGAAAGUUCUCGGAGAGACGAAAAAUAGGUCACAGAAGCGAUUGGAUCCUGAGGUCCAUCACUAACGGUGAUAAACUUGAGUUUGGAGCUGGAGAAGCAGGGAAAGUUUGGACGGAUGAUCACGGAACAAAAUUUCUCAAGGAAGCGGGAUUAAAACUGCCUAAAGUUCUUAAGGACAUGUUAGUAAGGUUAAUGGGUAAGGUAGAUUGGAGUAGGGAAAAAUGUACAAGAAUACAAACCGUUGGAAUCAUUCACACAGGUUUAAUGUUAAUGAUGGUCUAUCUUGAUAAUCCAAAAGGCUAUGUUUGCAGAAUUCGACGUGGUGAAAUAAUGGAGGUGCCAGAUACGCCAGAAAAUUUUUCAUCCGCUCUUACAAUUCUUGCAUCUGUUCUGAAUUUAAAGGCGGCGGUCAAAGAAACUUUAAAAGCAAUAAAAUCAAAAGAACCAACCACUGACUCAUUAGUAAAUGCUGGAACCCGAAAGAGACGUCGAAACAUAAGUCAGCACCGGUUGUCUAAUUGCAUGUCAACUCCGGAGAAGGCAAAGAGGACUAGAAUGUGUUAA